Molecule: messenger RNA, 1785 nt
Organism: Cynoglossus semilaevis (tongue sole)
Lineage: Eukaryota; Metazoa; Chordata; Actinopteri; Pleuronectiformes; Cynoglossidae
Product: occludin-like
Exons: 6
Coding region: 19-1062 (347 amino acids)
Biological process (GO): bicellular tight junction assembly
Cellular component (GO): cytoplasmic vesicle; bicellular tight junction; apical plasma membrane
Source: RefSeq, a predicted model, not a curated record
UUGGUAGCUGUAGUCACAAUGCUGGGGACAAAACACAGCAGUACACCCUACCAGCACAGUGGUAGCAAACACCACAGCAGCAGACACUCCAACCCCGUCUUCUCCUACUAUACUUCAGACAAGAUGCUUCACUUCCACCGCUGGUCCUCACCUCCUGGCGUGAUGAAGAUCCUAUGCAUCAUCAUCAUCAUCAUGUGUGUCGCUGUGUUUGCCUGUGUAGCCUCCACAUUGGCCUGGGAUUAUGACAUGAGCCUGAUGGGGAUGGGAGGUGGUGUUGGACUGCUAGGAUUCGGUGGCACGUACGGUGGAACAUAUGGCAGUGGCUAUGGAAGUGGUUAUGGUGGGGGCUAUGGCACAGGCUAUGGCUCUGGGUAUGAUUCAGGUUAUGGUGGUGCAUAUGGAGGUGGCUCCUAUGGGUACGGAGAAACACAGAUGGAUCCCAAAGCAGGCAAAGUCUUCAUUAUUGCCAUUUCUGGCAUCACAUUUAUUGCCGUCCUCAUCAUUUUUGUGUUGGUAGUGUCAAGACAAAAUGCUGCUCGAUCAUCAAAGUUUUAUCUGGCAACCACCAUCAUCUGUGCCAUCUUGGCAUUUCUCAUGAUCAUCACCACCAUUGUGUAUCUGGUGUCAGUGAAUCCAACAGCUCAAUCCACAGGUUCAGUUUACUACAGCCAGAUCCGCCAACUGUGUGCCCAGUACCAGACACAGACGCAGGCCCAAGGCAUCUUCAUCAACCAGUAUCUGUACCACUACUGUGUGGUUGAGCCACAGGAGGCUAUAGCCAUUGUCCUUGGCUUUCUGGUUUUCAUUGGUCUCAUCAUCUUGCUCGUGUUUGCUGUCAAGACUCGAUCCAAGAUACGUCACUGGGGCAAGGAGCGAAUUCUGUGGGAAGAAGUGAAAGUGGUCACAGAUGGUCUGAACAACAGUGUCGGAGAAUGGGUGAACAAUGUGACUGGUGAUGCUGAGGUUCCUCUGAACACUGCUAAUGACAAAGCUUGGGGUUCCAGGGAGUAUCUGGAACAAGUGGACAACAACAAGCCUCUCUACCUGCCAGGGAUGCUAUGAGUUAAUACAUCAAGCUCAAGAACUUCAAAAAGUCUCCCAGUUAUCAGAUAAAGAAGAAGAGGUGCACGUACCUGAAAUCCAAACUGUCACACAUCAAGAGGAAGAUCAGCAAGUACAACCGCAGACCCUGAAUCCUCAUCUAAAUCUGUGAUUGUUUUCCUCACUUCCAAUGGUGGACCUGAUCAUAGGCAUUUAAACAAACUUAACAGCGUGUGAUGGUGACAAUGAACAGCUCUUCAGCUUAAAUAUCACAUCUGUGUCAGGGCCAAGAAUUAAGCUUUGUCAGAGAUGAGCAGGUAAAGGAAACAUUCAUAAACUGUAGUUUUAAAAACAUAUUUAUGUCACCAUCAUUGAUCAAGUUUUUAACAGAUAUAUUGUUAUAAACGUAUGAACAUAUUUUUUUAUCACUGUUGAAUUUACGGAGGGGAUGUGAUGUGAAAUAUUUUGCUUCAGUGCAAAUGAAGCUGUUUUUAAUUAUAUUACAUUUUAAGAAUCAGUGAAGGAGCAGCUAAGUUGUAUUAGAUAGUGUGACAAAAAAGUAACUGAGCAUUCUAUGUGAAUAUUGUUUAUAUUAUCAAUUUAAACAGUUUUAAUCUUGGCAAAGUUUGUUUGUUUUUAUUUUUUUUUUCUUGUGUAUGUAAGCAUGAUUAAUGACAGCUCCUUAUCCUCAUAGUAUCAUUUUUAAACUGUCACGUCACUUUUUUCUAUGUAACUCAAAGCCAA